AUGUUGUCGUACCUCUGGCGAUAUUGCUCAGCUGUUCGAGAAGUGCUUACCAGCUGUUUCUACUGGCUGACUCAUUGUCUGGUAUCUCAGACUAACGAAUUAUCUCUUUCCAUACCCGAAGAACCUGACGAUCUUGAGCGGUGUCAACGCCCCUUUUCGAAAAAUGAUCAUCCAGCGGUCGCGAAGACUAAUGUUUUGGCAUUCAGCAAAGAUCAUCAGCCUGGCCUACCCAAUGAGAGAGCGGAUCCAAUUCUCUACGAACCUCAUUUCACGGAAACUCUGGGCCAAGGCUCGGCCUCAUUGAUAGCAAGAAUGAGACCAGGCGUUGUUCUAAAAUACCCCAGGUAUAUGUGGUGGCACGCUGAAGCAAUGGGAAGACAUCCUUUUGUGCAGGACAUCAAGCGAAGUUUUCAAGUUGAAGAAAAAUUUUUGGAUUUGUUAGGCACACACCCGAGAAUAAUACGCUAUAUUGGCGUUUCAGAUGAGCCCCGUGGGCUUCUGCUCGGGGAAGCUAGUGAUGGUGAUUUGCAGAAUUACAUUGACCAACAUUAUCACGAUGUCGAUCUCUCUCUUCGAUUGAAGUGGUGUUUCCAGGCAGCGGAAGCCGUCCACUAUAUUCAUCAAAAAGGCGUCAUCCAUUCUGACUUACGACCAGAGAAUUUCUUAUUACACUCUGACUCCAAAAGCAAGCUCGAUCUUUUGUUAUGUGAUUUCGGAGGGUCAACAAGUGGUGACAUCGAUGGUGGGCAUCUUCCCGACCCUGGAUUUUUCAAUCCAUCCAGGCCAUGGGUUUCGACAGAGGCUGUGGAUAUUUUUAGCCUCGGAUCUAUUUUCUACACGAUAAUGACAGGCCAUUGGCCUUAUAAAUCUCCUGGGCCAUUCACAUCUAUGGCGGAGAAAUACGACUACGAAGAAAUGGUAGAUGACCUCUUUUCUCGUCAACAGUAUCCUCCUGUCGAUGAUUUAUUGUGUGGUUCCUUAAUACAAGGAUGCUGGACAGAACGAUAUAAUGAUAUUGGUGCCACCUCAGACCUGAGCUCAGAGGACGGUUUCCAAAUCAUAAUUUCACUCAAUCCACUCGGGGCUCAAGGGUUUCUGAAGCCGUGGGUUCCGCAUUUUCCUUUCACUCGACUUGAGCCCAAAGGGUUUUCCUUGCGACCGGGACAAGCGGCGAAGUGGGCAAGGACCGACCAAGACGAUUCUGGUAAAUCAAUGACCGCAGACCUAUCAUCUUUGCUGCAAUACACGAAAAUUCUGGAAAGGUGGAACGAAAAAUCAUGCAAAUACGAAACAAUCGAGUUAGAAACGAUUGAAUGCGAUAGUGAUGCCCUAGAUGCGUACACCUUUGUCAUCCGUGAACGCGUGGACCGCAAAUCCGAGCAGCUGACUCGCUUCAUUGACGUGAAGUCUACGCAGUUGUGUGAUGUCCUUCGUGGGGUGUUGCACGACGUCAGAGCUGUCAACAUGAUUGGAGACAAGCCGUCCGUCGAAGAAAACAUUCUCUUUCAUUUCCUUCCUGAGCUGGAAAAUGCAGUAAAAGCGCUGGAAAUGAGCUCCGAUGGCGACCGUCUAUCUCUGAGGCAUCUCAAUUUGCUCACUGGAUAG
Penicillium malachiteum is the source of this 1605-nucleotide messenger RNA. Its product is annotated as protein kinase family protein. Lineage: Eukaryota; Fungi; Ascomycota; Eurotiomycetes; Eurotiales; Aspergillaceae. Bases 1 to 1605 code for a protein of 534 amino acids. The record is from RefSeq and is a predicted model, not a curated record. Gene Ontology annotation, molecular function: protein kinase activity; ATP binding. Gene Ontology annotation, biological process: protein phosphorylation. The transcript is spliced from 7 exons.